Molecule: messenger RNA, 1077 nt
Organism: Hepatospora eriocheir
Lineage: Eukaryota; Fungi; Microsporidia; Hepatosporidae
Source: the annotation of a GenBank genome assembly
AUGAAAGUAAAUUUAUUGCAUAUUUUAAUUUAUUAUAUUAUGAAGAUUAAUAUAGUGGUAUGUGAUAAUGAUUUAUGUUUUAAUGAAAGAGAUAUGCUUUGUUUAAUUGAAAAAACAGAAGUAAAACUAAAAAGAUUUCAACUCGAGUAUUUUAAGAUUGCUUUAAAUAUGGUUUCAUUUAAUAAUUUGUCAGCUAUUAAAAAUGUAUUCUCUGAAUUAAUUGAUGAAUUAAAAGAUAUCAAUUCAGAUGAAAACAAAUACUAUAUGAAGAUGAACAAAUUUAUUAAAAAAAUUAUCAAACAAAUGAAUAUAAAGAAUGUUGUGAUUAAAAAUCUAGGGUGUGAUAAUCUAAAUAAGUUUAAAAUAUUAGAUGAGUGUAUAUUAAAAGUAAUAGAAUUUCUAUUUGAUAAAUAUGAAGAUAAAAUUAUUAAAAAAAUGUUUUUUAAACGAAUAAAAGAUAAAAAAUGCGUAGUAAAUGCGCAUAUGUGUGAAGCAUUCGAAGAUGUAUUCGUUGAAUUUAAAAUAGACAAAUUAAUAAUGGAGUUAAAAAUCUAUGACAUUUUCAAAACUGAAUUCUGUGAAGAAGUUUCUAUAUCUGAAGUUAUUAAAAACAAAAUUAAAUCAUCUCUAAAAAGUGAAAACAUAAACUAUGAGUUGUUUAUAAAAAUCUAUAAUUAUUAUUGUUAUUUAUUUAAAAAAAUUGAGUAUUUUUAUGAAAUAAAAACAAGUGUAAAUGAACAAAUAUUAUCAGAUUAUAAUGAAGAAGAAAUUAAUGAAAUUUUAUCUGAAUUUAAAAUUAGUAUAAACUUUGAAGAAAAAGAUGUUUUAAAAUCGUUGUUUAAUGAAAAAAUGUUCAUAUUAAAAGAGCUUGAACAUUUAAAAUUAAAUCUGAGUUUAAUUAAUGAUUCAUAUGAAUAUCAUAAUGUAAUAAAGAUGUUUAUAAAUGAGAAGAUAAAGAUUUUUGAAGGGAAACUUUCUGUUUAUCUUUCGAAUUCAAAACACGAUAAAUGUAUUGCUAUGAUUUAUGUGAAAGUUAUAAGUAAACUAGAAGAAAAAGUGUUUUAUUUAAACACUUAA